This is a messenger RNA of Mycotypha africana, 2371 nucleotides long. RefSeq lists its product as uncharacterized. Gene Ontology annotation, biological process: Ras protein signal transduction; protein ubiquitination. Gene Ontology annotation, cellular component: cytoplasm. The record is from RefSeq and is a predicted model, not a curated record. Lineage: Eukaryota; Fungi; Mucoromycota; Mucoromycetes; Mucorales; Mycotyphaceae. The coding region runs from base 312 to 1985 and encodes 557 amino acids. Gene Ontology annotation, molecular function: zinc ion binding; ubiquitin protein ligase activity. The transcript is spliced from 3 exons.
UAAUGUUUCAAAAUGAUUGCCCUUCCCCGUGUAUAAAGGCUAUCGAGGUAAAUUUCUUGGCAAAGUACAGACUUUAUCUAUUAAUACUCCUCAAAAGCCAUGAUAGUGUCAUCCCGCAAAAGUUAUAAGCGGAUUUUGCCAUUUUAGUAAAUCACACUACUGUAGCUCAACGCAUGAGUCCCUCUCAACAAAAUACAGUUGCUAAAUAAGAUAUAAUCUACUCACGUAGCUGGCUCGAAAAAGAAAAGCUGAGGGCAGUGUGCUUUUCACAGGAGUUCGAAAAAUAAAAAAGAUUUCAAAGUAAAAAAUGCAUGAAUUGUUGGGAUUCUUAUUUUCCAAAUAGUAUGUCAACGCACAAAGGACCGCCUGUGGCUUUAAUCUCCCCCACGGUUACAAAGGGUGAUCAUCCCUAUGCGAUACUUAAGGUGAAACAUAGUAUAGAUACUGAUGCUGCUGACGGAAAUGACAAAGACGUUGGAAAUCCUACUUCUCAUUCGACGCAAAAGAACCCAAGUUCGGCUGAUGCUGUUACUGCGCUGACAAUAUUUGGAGAUCAACCAAAGACUAUCUUAUGUACUUACAGCAUCCCAUCUCACUUGGCCAUUUCUGAAUUUCUCGAGUUUGUAGCAGCUGUGGAUCCGUUUGUGAGCCAUUACAGAGUCAUGCGUUGUGAUAAUACUAGGCCCGAUUUCUAUAUGAUUUUGAUGAAAUUUCGCGAUCCUUAUUCAGCAGACAACUAUUUCAAACAAUAUAACAACCGACUCUUUAGCUCAAUGGAGCCCGAAAAAUGCCAGAUAGUCUACAUCGAAACCAUAGAGAUUGAUUCUAUCAUUAUACCCUCUUAUUCUUUUGCUCUACUCGAGGAACAGCAAACAGCUUCGAAUACCAAGAAAAAACAAACAUACGAUGAAUGCAAUUGUCCAGUCUGUUUAGAGCCUAUGGACGAGAAAACCACCAGUUUAUUAACCAUUCUAUGCCAACAUACGUUUCAUUGCCACUGUUUGUCCAAGUGGAAUGAUGGAAGUUGUCCUGUCUGCCGAUAUUCCUAUAACAAUAACGGCAAAGCUUCUAUUGUGUUGAUGAAUCACAGUAUUGAUACAGCAACUGCAGCAUUAGACAAAUUACCAACGCAACUAGCCCAGCAACAACGACCCCCUUUACCGCUCUUAUCAGCCACACAAACUACAGCCAACGUAUGCUCAAUAUGCAAUACAUCGCAGCACUUGUGGAUCUGUUUAAUCUGUGGGUAUAUUGGCUGUGGAAGAUAUGAAAAUGCGCACGCUUAUGAGCAUUAUCAGCAGACGAAGCAUAUUUACUCCUUGGAAAUCGAAACACAACGCGUCUGGGACUACGCAGGUGAUGGUUACGUACACCGGUUAAUCCAAAAUGCCGUAGAUGGAAAAUUAGUGGAGGUUCCAGCUGACGGAGAGAAUGGUUGCCAAGUUUCUGACAAUGAGAAAUUAGAGGCGUUGUCUAUUGAGUACAGUUAUUUAUUGACAUCACAGCUUGAUUCUCAACGUAUGUAUUAUGAAACGCAAAUAGACGAUUUUGAGACUAAAAUAGCAGAUAUGGAAAGCCUGCUUUCUUCAUUGUCUACAGAAAGUGACAUGCUCGUAAAGGAAAAUCGGGUACUUGAAACGGGUAUCGUCGAGAUGGAGAAGCAGUCGGAAACUAUGACUCGACAGAUAGACGUUGAAGAAAACGACGUUGAAGCAUGGAAACAAAAGUAUGAUGCGGCUAAAGAAAAGUUAGACUUGGAGAAAGAAAAAACAAACACACUUGUUGCCAAAAAUGACGAAGCAUUAAGGUUGCUUACAGAACAAGAUAGUAUGAUUGACAAUUUAAAAGAGCAAAUAAGAGAUAUGACCUUCUUUUUAGAGGCAAGACAGAAAGUACAAGAUGAUCCUAAUUUGGAAGGCGGAAGUGUGGAAGUAGCGCCGCGCCCAAAACAAAGCAGAAAGAAGAAAGGCAAAAAGCGUUCAUAACAAACAGGGAGCACAACUCAUAUACCCGUAUUUAUAACAUAUAUUCUCAGAGAAUUUGACGUUUUGCUCAGUAUGAGCGCUAAAAAUUCAAAACAUGGUUGCUCAUUAAAUUGAAGUAAUGCUGUACGCCGUCAGACUCAGAGCUUCUAUUAAAUACUUGCACGUCAUAACAUUUCAAAAGGCUUCAGGCGUAUCCAUUCCUUUUUUUCACGUUCUAGAACAGAACUGAACGCACGGACCCUUUUGGCCGUUAUAUGUGUACCUUUUUUUUUUUAAAAUGGCUCAAGUAUAGGAUACAUUUCAUAGAGCUACAGAAAUUGUAUGGUGGCAUCUUGUUGGAAUUGAAAUCACGCAGUUUUGAAAGCAGCACAUGCAUGGUGAAAGGC